Penicillium lagena is the source of this 552-nucleotide messenger RNA. Its product is annotated as gamma-glutamylcyclotransferase family protein. The transcript has a single exon. Bases 1 to 552 code for a protein of 183 amino acids. Lineage: Eukaryota; Fungi; Ascomycota; Eurotiomycetes; Eurotiales; Aspergillaceae. The record is from RefSeq and is a predicted model, not a curated record.
AUGCCCCUAAGACUAACACUCCUGACACUAGGGACAUUGAUGGCCCCUCAGGUACUGCACCGCGUUAUCUACGGGUGUUCUGACCUUGAUCCCAACAACAAAACGCCGCCUAGGUUCCAACCGGCGGUGCUACACGGAUAUCGACGAUAUCGUGUACGAGACGAAGAAUACCCGGGGAUUGUAGCUGCAACAGAAACAGGGGAUGCAGACUCUGUUGGGGAUAGCCAGAUGUCUGUUCUAGGUACUCUCGUGUCAGGCCUAACAGACAGCGAUAUUCGUCUUCUUGAUGACUAUGAGGGCAGUGAGUACGUGCGGGAACGAAUAUUGGUGCGAACGGCAGAUAAAUCACUUGGUUUGGCCUCUUCUGGAGAGAAGGCCAGCGCGGAUAUGAGCCUGCUGCAUGCAUUUAAUACUGCAGAAGCCACGAACGAGGUCUCUGCUAUGGCGUAUGUGUGGGUGGCGGGAAGAGAGAGACUUGAGGAAGCGGAGUGGGAUUUCCAGACAUUCACGAGGGAUAAGUUGAGUUGGUGGGUUACGGAGCAUAUCCCCUGA